CCUGACAGCUCUUGCCCUGCGCUGCCGGAACUGUCACCAUGACCCUCACCAAAGGCUCCUUCACCUACUCCAAUGGGGAGGAGUACCGCGGCGAGUGGAAGGAAGGUCGCAGGCAUGGCGUCGGGCAGCUGACAUUUGCCGACGGCACCGCUUAUGUGGGGCACUUCGAGAACGGGCUCUUCCACGGCUGUGGUGUGCUCACCUUCCCUGACGGCUCCAGGUACGAGGGGGAGUUUGUGCAGGGCAAGUUCAACGGCGUCGGUGUCUUCACCCGCUGCGACAACAUGACCUUUGAGGGCGAGUUCAAAGGCGGGCGUGUGUACGGCUUCGGUCUCCUGACCUUCCCUGAUGGCUCCCAUGGGGUGCCCCGCAAUGAGGGCUUCUUCGAGAACAACAAGCUGCUGCGGCGGGAGAAGUGCCCGGCCAUCAUCCAGAGAGCCCAGGGCGCCUCCAAGUCUGCCCACAACCUGACAGCGUGA
Egretta garzetta (little egret) is the source of this 479-nucleotide messenger RNA. RefSeq names its product MORN repeat containing 4 (gene MORN4). Lineage: Eukaryota; Metazoa; Chordata; Aves; Pelecaniformes; Ardeidae. The record is from RefSeq and is a predicted model, not a curated record. The coding region runs from base 39 to 479 and encodes 146 amino acids. The transcript has 4 exons.